This is a messenger RNA of Psammomys obesus (fat sand rat), 478 nucleotides long. Its product is annotated as zinc finger protein 58-like. The record is from RefSeq and is a predicted model, not a curated record. Gene Ontology annotation, biological process: regulation of DNA-templated transcription. The transcript is spliced from 3 exons. The annotation marks the transcript as partial. NCBI's taxonomy places the organism in Eukaryota, Metazoa, Chordata, Mammalia, Rodentia, Muridae.
GGACUGCUCUCCUUCACAGAUGUGGCCAUUGAUUUCUCUGCAGAGGAGUGUGAAUGUCUGGACCUUGCCCAGUGGAAUUUGUACAGGGAUGUGAUGUUGGAGAAUUACAGCAAUCUUGUAUUCCUGGGUCUUAGUUUCUCUAAGCCAUACUUGAUCACAUUUCUUGAGCAAAGUAAAGAGCCCCGGAAUAUGAAGGGACCGGCAACAGUAGCUCCAUACCCAGGAAUAAAACCUUAUAAAUUUAACGAAUGUGGCAAGACCUUUCCUUCGAACUCACUUCUUAGUCAACACCAUACAAUUAAUCCUGGAGAAAAACUUUACAAAUGUGAUGAAUGUGGCAAGGCCUUUAAUGUUCGCUCAACACUCUAUAAACACCAUAGAAUUCAUACUGGAGAGAAACCCUACAAAUGUAAAGAAUGUGGCAAAGGUUUUACAUGUUCUUCAAGCCUUAACCAACACCAUAGAAUUCACACUGGUG